Messenger RNA from Oppia nitens, 919 nucleotides. RefSeq lists its product as uncharacterized. Bases 41 to 919 code for a protein of 292 amino acids. Gene Ontology annotation, molecular function: acyltransferase activity, transferring groups other than amino-acyl groups. The record is from RefSeq and is a predicted model, not a curated record. The transcript is spliced from 2 exons. NCBI's taxonomy places the organism in Eukaryota, Metazoa, Arthropoda, Arachnida, Sarcoptiformes, Oppiidae.
GUCAGACAUUAUAAAGUUAGUCAACAUUAAUGUACGCUUAAUGCGUGUCUCCGAUUGCGAUGUUAUACGCGAUUUAUGGCCACAAUGUAAGGCAUCGAUAUUCAAAAGAGCUAAUGAAGUCAUGUUAAACAUCGACCCGAACGGCAUAUUUGUGGCCGAGGAGGUCGACACUGGAAAAAUUAUUGGAUAUUGUUGUGGAGUUAAAGUAUCGCCAAAACUAGGCUUUAUUGGUGGUUAUGCUGUAAGACCUGAAUAUCAGGGACAGGGAGUCGGACCGGUUAUCUGGAAAAAAGUUAUGGACUAUUUGGGUGACAUCAAUAUAGCACUGUUUGCUCGCACUCAAGAAAUGGGAGAAAAAUAUGGAGAGAAAUGGGGAUUUCAAAUGAUGAAACACAAACGACUGGUGCAUAUGACAGGAAAGGUUGUCUUAAAUGAUGACAUCUGUGUUAAAAGUAUUGAUGGGAUAACUGUGUGUCCGAUCACUACUGAGUUAUUGCCGGGAGUUACUGAAUAUGAUAGCGACAUAUGCGAUGGUAUAGAUCGCAGACUAUUCAUUGACGGUGUUAUUAAAUCCCCGGAAACCUGGAAUUUGGUCGCUAUUAAUGAGCGCCGGGAGGUCUGUGGCUAUUGUAUUAUAUACAGAGCCCUUUGUCAUGUGACAGUCGUCGGGCCGUUAUAUGCGGACAACGAACAUAUAGCCGAACUGUUGGUUACCCGAUGUUUGCAACUCAUACCCGAAGAUCGACAGCAAAAUGUUUUAUAUUAUUCUUGGAAUAUAAAUCUCAAAAGUAUUGAAAUCGCUGAGAAAUUAGGAUUAAAGUUAACAUACAAUCGGCCGAUAAUGUAUUCAAAACAAGCAAUUGACGGAAAAUUAGAUAAAAUUUUUACCGUUUCAAGUACUAUGUAUUACCCGUUUUAA